GCGUGACAAUGUGAGGAGGCUCAUGUGAUGUUCUUUUUAAAUUCCUGUUUCCCCGCAGCGCAGUUCUUCAGCCAGAGCUGCUGCUGCUGGUUUUACGCAUGUCUGUUUGACACCGACAGACCUGAACAGAACCUUCAAGCGUCGCUCUGCUCUCCUCACCAUCAUGCUGUGGCGGUUCUGAGCUCGUUUGCUUUUUCUUUUUUUUUUUUUGCCUUUGUGUGUGUGUGUGUGUGUUGUUAUUGCGAAGCCUUUGUGGACUCCUGCAAGAGAGAAAGAGAGGAAGCAAUGCAGCUUCGGACCGAUGCUCCGGUGUGAUCCGGUCCAUGUGUGUGAUCUGAUAGACUGCCUCCGGGCUGCAGAAAUACUACAAUAGCGUUUAGCCUUCAAGAAGAGGCCAGUGACUCUGAAGGGGUGGGAGGGGAAAAAAAUUACAAGAGAGCCGGAGGAUCGAGCUGCAAGUCGCGACCAGAGUCCAGGGUCUCACCCUAAAGCCUGAGGAGCCAUGUCAUCCACCAAAUUUAAAAAAGAUAAGGAGAUCAUAGCGGACUACGAGACCCAAGUAAAAGAGAUCCGUAACCAGCUAGUGGAGCAGUUCAAGUGUUUGGAGCAGCACUCUGAGUCUCGCAUCCAGCUGCUGCAGGACGUGCAAGAAUUCUUCCGACGCAAAGCCGAGAUCGAACUGGAAUACUCCCGCAGCUUGGAGAAACUAGCCGAGAGGUUCUCCUCCAAGAUCCGCAGCUCCAGGGAACACCAGCAGUUCAAGAAAGACCAGCACCUGUUGUCCUCAGUAAACUGCUGGUAUCUGCUGCUGAACCAGACCAGGCGUGAGAGUCGGGACCACGCCACCCUCUGCGACAUCUACACCAACAACGUUAUCGUUCGCUUGGCUCAGAUCAGCGAGGAUGUCAUCCGUCUGUUCAAGAAGAGCAAAGAGAUUGGGAUCCAGAUGCACGAGGAGCUGGUGAAGGUGACAAAUGAACUCUACACUGUGAUGAAAACAUACCACAUGUACCACACUGAGAGCAUCAGUGCUGAGAGCAAACUGAAAGAUGCUGAAAAGCAGGAGGAAAAGCAGUUCAGCCGAUCCGGAGAUCUCAACGUCAACCUGCUCCGGCAUGAAGACCGCCAACCGAGACGCAGCUCUGUCCGAAAAAUUGAGAAGAUGAAAGAGAAGAGGCAAGCCAAGUAUUCGGAAAAUAAGCUGAAAUGCACCAAGGCGCGGAAUGACUAUUUGCUGAACCUGGCAGCAACAAAUGCAGUGGUGGCGAAGUAUUACAUCCAUGACGUGUCUGAUAUGAUCGAUUGCUGUGACCUGGGCUACCAUGCCAGCUUGGCUCGCACCUUUAGGACCUACUUGUCUGCAGAGUACAACCUGGAGACGUCGCGCCACGAGGGACUGGAUAUCAUUGAGAAUGCAGUGGACAACCUGGACUCUCGCAGUGACAAGCACAAGAUCAUGGAUAUGCAUAACCAGGUGUUCUGCCCUCCCAUGCGCUUUGAAUACCUGCCACACAUGGGAGACGAGGUGUGCCAGGUCAGCGCUCAGCAGCCGGUCCAGACUGAGCUCCUGAUGCGCUACCACCAACUGCAGUCUCGUUUAGCAACCCUAAAGAUAGAGAACGAGGAGGUGAGAAAGACCCUGGAUGCCACCAUGCAAACCCUACAGGACAUGCUGACAGUGGAGGACUUUGACGUGUCGGACGCCUUUCAGCACAGCCGGUCUACGGAAUCUAUCAAGUCUGUGGCUUCGGAGUCAUACAUGAACAAGCUCAAUGUUGCCAAGAGGAGGGCCAACCAACAAGAGACAGAAACGUUUUACUUCUCGAAAUUCAAGGAGUACCUGAAUGGCAGUAACCUCAUCAUCAAACUGCAGGCAAAGCAUGACCUAUUGAAGCAGACGCUGGGUGAAGGGGAGAGAGCCGAGUGCGGAACGACAAGGCCACCCACCCUACCCCCCAAGCCACAGAAAAUGCGGAAACCUAGGCCACGCUCCAUGUAUAACCAUAAGCUGUUUAACGGCAACAUGGAGACCUUCAUCGAGGAUUCAGGUCAACCGAUACCUCUUGUUGUUGAAAGUUGCAUCAGAUACAUCAACCUGUAUGGGUUGCAGCAGCAGGGAAUAUUUCGUGUGCCGGGAUCACAGGUGGAGGUCAAYGAUAUCAAAAACUCAUUUGAGAGAGGUGAAGAUCCUUUGAUUGAUGACCAGAAUGAACAUGAUAUUAACUCAGUAGCGGGAGUGCUGAAGCUUUACUUCAGAGGACUGGAAAACCCUCUUUUCCCAAAGGAGUGUUUCUUGGACUUCAUCUCUACCAUCAAGCUGGAAUCGGGGCCUGAGAGGGCGCAUCACAUCCAGCAGAUCGUCGUGACUCUUCCUCGGACCGUCAUCAUCGUCAUGAGAUACCUUUUUGCUUUUCUCAAUCAUCUGUCCCAGUACAGCGAUGAGAACAUGAUGGAUCCGUACAAUUUAGCCAUCUGCUUCGGCCCGACUCUGAUGCCCAUCCCGGACGACCAGGACCCCGUGGCGUGCCAGGCGCAYGUUAACGAAGUCAUUAAGACCAUCAUUACCCACCAUGAGGUCAUUUUUCCUAAUCAACGAGAGCUGGACGGGCCGGUGUACGAGAAGUGCAUGACCGGCGGGGAGGAGUACUG
Molecule: messenger RNA, 2649 nt
Organism: Austrofundulus limnaeus
Lineage: Eukaryota; Metazoa; Chordata; Actinopteri; Cyprinodontiformes; Rivulidae
Gene: srgap3
Product: SLIT-ROBO Rho GTPase activating protein 3
Biological process (GO): signal transduction
Molecular function (GO): protein binding
Source: RefSeq, a predicted model, not a curated record